CUUCAUUUUCAAUUUUAGGCUAUUAAAUUAAAGUCUUCAAAAUGAAGGAUAUGUUGGAACUGUUCAUGGGUGUUGGUUUAUCUGAAUCGAAAGCAAAAGACACAAUAAAAAAUUCUGCAUUGGCCGAGUUUUUCAAACAAAUUAUAGAAGAGGCAAAAACACAUUCAUCGAAUAUCGACAAGCCUAUUGGGAAUCUUUUAUAUCAAGUAGCAACAAGACUGAAGGAUAAGAAGCGACUUUCAUUCCUAGUUAGUUACAUUGUAUCAAAGAAGAUCGUUACAGAGAUUCAACUUGCUGCAGCUCUCGACUACCUCAAAUCCAAACCAGUCGAUCCAAUCAAUACAUCAGAAUUUGAACUAGAAUCAGGAGUUGAUGUUGUUAUAACACCUGAUCAAAUUGAAGAAACAGUUGAAUCAGUAAUUAACAACAAUAAGAAUGAAUUAUUGGCAAAAAGAUACAGGUUUAAUGUUGGAAUUCUGUUGAGUCAAGCCCGAAAAAACCUCAAGUUUGCUGAUGGGAAGUCUAUUAAAAAUGAAGUUGAUAUUCAACUCCUUGAUCUAUUGGGACCUAAAACUGAAGCAGACAUGGCACCAGUAUCGAAGAAUAAAAAAUCGAACAAUCCCAAACCCGCAAAAAACUCUGGCGAUGCGAAGUCCAAAGAUGUAGAACUUGACGAUCGGAGUUUAAUGGAUCAGUUACGUGGUGCUGCCCUUUGCUUCCACAAGCCUGGUGAGAACUAUGCAACAGAAAAUUAUGUUGUCACCCCGAAAACAAUGGAUUUGUUGAAGGAGCAUUUGUCUUUAACUGGUGGUCAAGUAAGGACUCGAUUUCCUCCUGAACCAAAUGGAAUUCUUCACAUUGGGCAUGCUAAGGCAAUCAAUUUUAAUUUUGGUUAUGCAAAAGCUAACGAUGGAAUUUGCUUUCUGAGAUAUGAUGACACAAAUCCAGAAAAGGAAGAGGAGAAAUUUUUCAGAGGCAUUUUGGACAUGGUACAGUGGCUAGGUUACAGUCCAUAUAAAAUUACUCAUGCUUCAGAUUAUUUUCAAGAGCUAUAUGAUUAUGCUGUCCUCUUAAUAAAAAAGAACUUGGCUUAUGUCUGUCAUCAGAGAGUGGAAGAAAUAAAAGGUGUGGAUCCACCUCCAUCACCAUGGCGUGAUCGACCAAUUGAAGAGUCUCUGUCUCUUUUUGAUGACAUGAGAAAAGGAAAAAUUUCAGAGGGUGAAGCUACGUUAAGAAUGAAGCAUGAAAUGGAAGAUGGUAAGCAGGAUCCUGUGGCAUAUCGAAUCAAGUUUACUCCACAUCACCGUACGGGUGAUAAAUGGUGCAUCUACCCAACCUAUGACUUCACACAUUGUCUUUGUGACAGCAUAGAGCAUAUCACACAUUCUCUGUGCACAAAAGAAUUUCAAUCUCGUCGAUCGAGUUACUACUGGCUUUGUAAUGCUCUUGAUGUGUAUUGCCCAGUGCAGUGGGAAUAUGGACGACUGAACCUGCAGUACACUGUUGUGUCCAAACGAAAAAUUACUAAACUGAUUGAUAACGGUAUUGUUAGAGAUUGGGAUGACCCACGGCUGUUUACUCUAACAGCUCUGAGACGCAGAGGAUUUCCGAAUGAGGCUAUUAACGACUUUUGUGCAAAAGUUGGUGUCACAGGAAAUUUAGUGACAAUGGAGCCCCCACUUCUUGAAUCAUGUGUGCGUAACGUUUUAAAUGAAACAGCAAAAAGGGCAAUGGCUGUUUUGGAACCACUUAAAGUCGUUAUUGUUAAUUUUGACAAAGUUAUUUCGAACAAAACAAAAGAAAUCAGAGUCCCAAAUUUUCCUGCAGAUGAGAGCAAAGGUUAUCAUAGUAUUGAAAUAUCUUCAGUUCUCUUUAUAGAAAGAUCAGAUUUUCUCGAUCAUGCUGAUAAAAAUUAUAAGCGUUUAGCUCUCAAUCAAUCUGUUGGACUUCGUCAUGCUGGAAUUGUUAUUACCGUAGAGGAGGCUGUUUACCAGCCUGAUGGCAAAACAUUGAAGGAACUCAGAGUUGCUUGUGAAUCUGUUGAGAAGGCUGCUAAGCCAAAAGCCUUUAUCCACUGGGUGUCCGAACAUGAUGGUUCUACAUGUGAAAUUCGUAUAUACGACCGUCUUUUCAAACACAAAAAUCCUGAGGAUCCAAAAGAGGUGCCUGGAGGAUUCGUCAGCGAUUGUAAUAGAGAUUCUCUGGAAGUUAUGUCAAACGCCAUGAUCGAUUCAUCUGUUCAGAAUGCAGAAACAUACGACAAAUUUCAAUUUGAAAGACUUGGAUACUUUUGUGUUGAUCCUGAUUCAACUAAAGACAAAAAAGUUUUCAACCGAACUAUACAAUUAAAAGAGGAUGCAGGAUAUAAAAAGUAAAUGACGCUUUCAUCUGAAGGUUUAUAAGCGGUGGGGAAUGGAAUUAUCAUUGCAGCUGUUUGUUCAGACUUCAUAAUGACAAAAAGACAUUGUUGCAACACUGUAGUAACUUCAACUAUGUAUGUGUCUCUUAUUAAAAAGAUGCUCAUGAGCAUGGAUGUCCGAAACGAACUGAAUAUUUGGUUAUAUUCAUAAUUGUAUUCGAUAUAGUUGAUUUGUGAUAAAGGAAUAUUAUAGAAUAUUUUCAUUUGAAAAUUUGUCAUCUCGAGCAGGAGACAUCGGCAGUCGGACAAAAAAUAAAUUUAGUUUUAAUUCUCAUACUAUAAAGAUUAUAUCAAUCAAAUCAAUGUUUAUCCCAAAUCUAGUAAAACCUCUAGUACAAUGGUUUGUAUGAAGUUUCAUGUUGAGCAUGGUCGGUUUUGGGAUAUAUUCCAUUUUUGAAAAUAUUAUUUCAGAAUGUAUUAAUAAUAGCAAGAAAUGAUUUAAUUUCCGCCAUCCCUGUCCAUGAGAUUCUAGAAUUCUGUCUUGCAAUUGGUUCUCAUUUUGAUCAAUCAAAAUUUAUGUACCUAUUUGGUAGAGGUUAGAUUAUCUGAAUUGAAAAAUUGGAUUUUUCUCAAAUGUCAUAAAAUUGCAUCACAUUCAAAAUAAAUUGAUUGGAAAUUUGAGUUGCAAACCUCAAUAUAUCAGGCAGAACAACUUUCCUAGUAUCAUUUUAACGUGGUCUGAGAAACGUUUGCUAUCAUUCUAGAAUGUUGUUUCGCAAUUUGGUGCAGUGGGUGCAAUUGUCAUUAAUUCGACUUGAUAAAAUGAUGAUUGAUGUUUUGUUCAUUCGAAAAAUAAACUAAAGUUAACUAUCA
Molecule: messenger RNA, 3232 nt
Organism: Styela clava
Lineage: Eukaryota; Metazoa; Chordata; Ascidiacea; Stolidobranchia; Styelidae
Source: RefSeq, a predicted model, not a curated record